Molecule: messenger RNA, 2124 nt
Organism: Eupeodes corollae
Lineage: Eukaryota; Metazoa; Arthropoda; Insecta; Diptera; Syrphidae
Gene: mre11
Product: double-strand break repair protein MRE11
Exons: 7
Coding region: 103-2049 (648 amino acids)
Biological process (GO): telomere maintenance; double-strand break repair via homologous recombination; meiotic DNA double-strand break formation
Cellular component (GO): nucleus; Mre11 complex
Molecular function (GO): manganese ion binding; DNA endonuclease activity; 3'-5'-DNA exonuclease activity
Source: RefSeq, a predicted model, not a curated record
AUGUAUGUGCAUUUGUAUAAAUCAAAGUUCUGUAUUCCUUUUAUUUCGUCUUAAUUUUGAUUUCGUUUUUAUAUUGAAUAAUUUAAAUAAAACAUAAAUAUAAUGGCUUCUGAGCAAUAUGAGAGAGAAAAUAUUAUUAAUAUAAUGCUUGCCACAGACAAUCACUUGGGUUAUUGCGAAAAGGAUCCAAUUCGAGGAAACGACAGUUUUAUUGCAUUCGAAGAAAUUCUUGAACUUGCAGUGGAGAAAGACGUUGAUUUUAUUCUUUUAGGUGGAGAUUUAUUUCAUGAUGCUACUCCCAGUCAGAAUUCUUUACAUAAGUGCAUAAAACUUUUACGACAGUAUACCCUUGGCGACCGACCAAUAUCCAUUGAGUUCCUAUCUGAUCAAUCGUUAGCAUUUCAUGAUGCUCUUAAUCAGACGGUCAAUUACGAAGACCCUAAUGUUAAUGUAUCCAUUCCAGUAUUCUCGAUUCAUGGCAAUCACGAUGAUCCCAUUGGUUUUGGCAACCUCAGUGCCCUUAAUAUCUUAGCUACCACAGGUCUCAUCAACUACUUUGGUCGCUGGACCGAUCUCAGCCAAGUUGAUAUUAAUCCCAUUCUUCUGCGAAAAGGAGAAACACAAAUCGCUCUCUAUGGCCUUUCUCACAUCCACGAUAAUCGUUUGUGUCGACUCUUUCAAGCUGGCAAAAUUCUAAUGGAACAACCUGAUGAAUCCACUGGAGAAUGGUUCAAUCUCAUGGUAAUCCAUCAAAAUCGUGUCGAUCGAGGUAGGAAAAAUCACAUUCCCGAAGAGGCUCUUCCGGAUUUCUUGGAUUUGAUUCUUUGGGGUCAUGAACAUGAUUGUCGGGUUGAACCAGAAGUUAACUUGAAAAAAAACUUCUAUGUCACCCAACCGGGGUCAUCGGUAGCGACAUCAUUGGCAGAGGGUGAAUCCUUACCGAAAAAUGUAGGAAUUCUACAAGUUCUUAACAAACAAUUCCAAAUUAAACCUGUACCUCUGAAAACUGUGCGCCCUUUUAUCUUCGAGUCGAUCACGUUGAGUGAAUUUUCCGAUGACUAUGGAUUCGAUCAAGCUGACGCCGCUGAAAGAGUACAAAAUUUAGCCAAAGAGAAAAUGGAGGAGAUGAUUAAACGUGCCGAAGAACGCCUAACGGAUCAUCCAAAUCAACCAAAAUUACCUCUGAUUCGAUUGCGUAUCAUUUACAAUGAUGAAGUACAGAUGUUCAAUGCCAUUCGAUUUGGGCAGCAGUACAAUGAGAGGAUUGCUAAUCCAGCUGAUGCAGUUGUUUUCAAAAAGCUUAUCAAGAAAACUAAGUCCGAGACCAAAGACUUCGACAAGAAUGUCAUGUCCGAUGCAUUCAAAAUGGAGCAAAACGAGAAUGAAACAAAAGUUGAGGAUGUUGUUGAUCGUUACUUUGAUGAGGUCGAUGAAGAUAAGAAACUGCAAGUAAUUAGUUCGAAAGUCCUGUCUGAGAUGUGUUACAGGAUGGUUGAGAAAAAUGAUGCCAAUGCCGCAGAUGCUAUUCUUCAAUUAUACCAAGAACUGGCUGUCGAUCACCUAAUGUCUAAACUUCCGAGUGAAGAAGCCAUUGACGACGAACUGAAAUUAUUUCGCGACAAUGGAGCUGAAAACCACGAGAAAAUAAUAAAAUUACUCGAAGAGCGUGGCACAACUAAAAAAGUUAGAAAUGAAGAAGUCGAUUCGUUAUUUGGCUUGUCAACAGAUAAAUUAUCUGAAAAGAAAGCACCUGCUUCCCGCAAAACUAAAACAACAAUUGAAGACAUUGAUGAUGAUGAUAUAAGCACACCCCCUACACCCACUAAACCAACAACACGAGGCCGAGGACGUGGCAGAGGAGCAGCUCGUGGAAGUAGGGCUCGGGGGGCAAGUACAUCGGGAAGAGUUAUGCCUCAAUUGGAUAUAUCUGUAGGAUCGAAAACCAAUACAAGUACAAGGCAACCAACAUUGCUUGAUGCCAUGAAUCAGAAGUCAUCUAGAACACGAGCUCCACCCAAAGUAGUUUAUGAGAUUUCAGAUUCUGAUUAAAUUAUGUUUUUUUUUUGUAUUCGUUUUGUUAUUUGUUUUUAAUAAAAAGUUGUCAUUCCAUUAACAGAAAAAUAA